Molecule: messenger RNA, 646 nt
Organism: Acanthoscelides obtectus
Lineage: Eukaryota; Metazoa; Arthropoda; Insecta; Coleoptera; Chrysomelidae
Source: the annotation of a GenBank genome assembly
AUGGAAAUAGGAAAUUGUCAGAAGCUAGAUCUGAUAGAGAAAAUUUAUGAACAUGUGGAAGAAGACAAGCUUGCAGAAGAUAAUGAUACAGAAAUAGGAGAAGAUAACACAACAGACAGUGUUGACCUUGAAAGUCGUUCUGAUACUCGUAUCACUGCUGAAGCGACUCCGACAAACAACUGUAAAAAAAGACCAAGAAAGGGAAAACAACCCGUAAAUGAAAAUAGAGCAGAUAUAGCAUUCACAGCCAUGCAAUCCGUAAUGAAUCAGAGAGAAUUAAGACACACUAGGGAUGAAUACUCUACAUUUGGCGAAGCGGUUAGGCAUAAAAUUAGAAAAUUGUCUACGGAGUACGAGCAUGAAAUCACACAGUUUAAAAUAAAUGAAAUUCUCCUCCAUGCUUCACUGGGCUACUUCCGUCAAACUACCGGUGUGUCUCAAAUUUCACGAUUUCCCUCCACACUCGACUCUUGGACCACCUUUGCCUCAUGAAAUCUGAGUCCCAUCUACGGCCACUUUGUUACGCCCAAGUUCAUCCCAAAUAUCCACAUAUUCACCUCUUACUUCACCUAAUACAAUAAUUUACAGCUUUGUAACUAAUAACUUAUAUACUAGACAUAAAUGAAAUAAACUUACCUUUACUGAG